Molecule: messenger RNA, 598 nt
Organism: Closterium sp. Naga37s-1
Lineage: Eukaryota; Viridiplantae; Streptophyta; Zygnematophyceae; Desmidiales; Closteriaceae
Source: the annotation of a GenBank genome assembly
CAGCAAGAAGUCCCUCGUUCCGGGUUACUGCUGCAGCUGCACCUUCAAGCAAUCAGCACAGUCAGCCCUUCCUGCCAUCGCAGAAGCUUCUGCUCCCUUCCACGCGUCUGCAUCCACCGCCUUUGCUGCUGCCGCAGCCAGCGCUGCCAAUAACACCUGCUCCAGGUGCACCUACGCUGAUGCCACCACUUCCGGGAUCCGCUGUGCCUAUCUGUCCAGUAUCAUCUCCAUUACUAUCACCACUGCAGCCAUCACCACCACUAUUGUCACCAGCGCUACCGUCCCCACCGCUGCCAGCAAAUCACAUAAGCCCUUCUCACUGCAUCAGUGGCAAGAGGGAGAGGAGGAGGAAGGAGGGGAGGGAGCGGCGAGCAGUGAGUGCGAGGGAGCAGCUGGGGCUGUCAGGGGCCAGGGGGGCCCUGCCGCAAGCUGCCGCCCAGAAGAUGCUACAGUGGCUGGUGACGCAUUGGGAUAACCCGAAACCAUCAAAAGAAGAGAAGAUGGAGUUUAUGACUGCAUUCAACAUUACGAAAAAGCAGGUUGAAGACUGGUUUGUGAAUGCUCGAGCAAGAUUGUGGAAGCCGUUGACUGCAAAAUU